Bactrocera neohumeralis is the source of this 9178-nucleotide messenger RNA. RefSeq lists its product as uncharacterized. The record is from RefSeq and is a predicted model, not a curated record. The coding region runs from base 1253 to 3535 and encodes 760 amino acids. Gene Ontology annotation, molecular function: corazonin receptor activity. Gene Ontology annotation, cellular component: membrane. The transcript has 10 exons. Lineage: Eukaryota; Metazoa; Arthropoda; Insecta; Diptera; Tephritidae. Gene Ontology annotation, biological process: neuropeptide signaling pathway.
AAGCGCGGAUUGUGCGUUCAGUUCAGUUUGGAAGCUGUGUGCGUCUCGUGUGGACAGACACUCCGUGUUGUAUUUGGUGUAAAGCGCAACAACAAAAGUUGUAAAAAAAAAAAACGGAAAAAUCAUAAGUGAAGUGUGGCGAAAAAAGUUAGCGGCACACCUCUGUACUUUGUGUGGCAAGCUGGAGUUUCAGCUGUCAGCCGCACAUUCUGGAGCAGUUGAGUUACUGCUUGUUGUUGUAACUGCUGUUGUAGUUGAUUUUCAACACGAAUUUCGUGCAAAUUUAUAUUCGCGAAUAAUACUUUGUAAGCGUGCGUUCGAAACAAAAAAAAAAAUUAACGGUAAAUACUGUUGUGCUCGCAAAACAAAAGUUUUCACACACACACACAUGAAAUUGGAGUGUGUUGUAGCCGUGUGGCAUUGAAGCAAAAGUCAAAAGUUGUUAAUAAUAAACGCGGAAGGAAGUUCGUUAGUGUGCUGCGGCAUGUGGCUUGUGGCGCACACACACCAAACAUACACACAUACAUGCAUACAACUCUCCAAAGACUCAGCUACGCCAGUUGGCCAAUUCACAACUAGUUUGCGCAAGAGUUUCGCCAAUAGUUUAGCAACUUUUGCUGCAACCAAACCGGAGUUCGUAAAGUGUUUGCGUAUUUACCCAGUUGUUGUUGUUGUUAUUGUCACGGCAAGUGAAAAUUUAUACACAAAUACAUAUAAGCGCAUAUUGUCCCGUUUGUUGUGCGUUUUCGUGUGUGUGUCUAAAAGGGUUUCAAUCAACUCAGCGCCAAUCCCCAGCGGUUCGUGCCGUUCAUACGUUCGCGUUACGUGCUUUAUGUUUGCCAGUUAUGCUAUCUCACGCCCAUAAAGUGCGCAAAGCAGCGCUCAAAUAUUAUAUUGUCAAAUAAAUACAAAAGCAAAGUGUUUUGUUUAAAGUGUUUGGUUCGAGAAAACAAAGAAAAAAUUGCUUCGUGUAUGAAAUAAAAAUUUUCAAGUGCAUAAAAUAUUUAAGCGCAUUAAAAGAAAAUAAAAAUAAUAUUUCCUUUGUGUUGACCUUUGCUGUGCGCGCUCAAAGCUUUUGUGUUACUAAUUUAUUCACAGACAGCUUGGGAAUUGCUGCAAACUCACCAUCAGGCUCGUGCACGAAUAUUUAUGCGAAUGGGAAUGCAUUGAAUGUUACCUAUGAAUGUGUGAAUAACUGUCUCAAAUAUUGAGCUGGGAAUGUAUUUUGCAAUUGCGCAUUUGAAGCACUGCAAUGGACCUAAAAACCGGUGGACUACUCGUGCCGCCAACUGUUAAGAACUCAAGCUGCUCGCAUCCACGUUACACCAGCCACAAUUUCAUUGCACACAUCGGCAUUGCGGAGACCAUCGAGGCGGUGCUCAUACUCAUAUUGACGCUGGGCGUGAUUGGUGCCAAUGCGCUGGUCAUAUUUGUAAUAAACAAUCGUCGCUAUUCGCCCUAUAUACAUCAGCAGCCGCGUUAUCUGCUCACCUCUCUGGCUUUAAAUGACCUCACCAUUGGACUGCUUAUCACACCGUUUGGACUGUUGCCAGCGCUCUUCCAUUGUUGGCCGUACGGCGAGAUAUUUUGCCAAAUACAGGCUUUGCUACGCGGUGCGCUUUCCCAACAAAGUGCCGUUAUAUUGGUCUGCAUGGCCGUCGAUCGGUACAUGUGUGCAUUGCAUCCGCGAAAAUACUAUCAGCACUCCAGCAAAAAGGGCUGUGUUGCCGUGCUGAGCUUAACAUGGAUCAUCAGUUUGACGGUGUUUGGUUUUCUGGUGCUGCCAAAAGGCUAUUACUUCAACAACACCGGCCUCAUGGCCUGCGAACCAUUCUACAGUAAGCCAUCGUAUCGUAUACUGUCCACCUGCGCACUCUACUUCCCCACCACCAUGGUGCUAAUGUACUGUUACGGCUCGAGUUUUCAUUUGAGCCGUUUCCGUUUGAACGAUCCAACCAUGCCACUAACAGCUGCGGUCCAUCAUCCGCAUCUCGGACAUCCGCCGCAUAUGUACCAACAAGCGUUGCAUGCCCAUCACAUGCAGCACGGUGGCAUGGCGGGUGGUGGUAUGAGUCAUCACGGCCUGCCGCCGGGCACCACAACGCUACCGAACACGCCGGUAAUGAAUCUCAGCAUGGCCAUGAGCAUGGGUUUGGGGAUGGGCGGCAUGAGUGGUAUGACUGGUAUGGGCGGCAUGGCUGGUGCUGGGGGCAUGCAUUAUGGAGGCGGCGGCGUUGGUGGUGGUGGUGGUGGUGCUACUGCUUCGCUUAUGAGUGGCGGUAAUGGCGGCGGUGCUACUGGAGGCGCUGGCGCUGGUGCUGGUGCAGGUGGUGGUGGUCCAACGAAUAAUGUGACAAAGAAGAUUGUGCCCAUCCAGGAAAAACACUCUGCCGGCAAUACCUCACGUUCUAUGGCUGCCAUUUCGUUGGGUUUCAUUGUUAUGAUCACACCGUGGACGAUACAGGAGAUUGUCACUGCCUGCACGGGAUCCAAGCUGCCGCCUUUUCUGGAUUUUGUGGUAACUUGGAUUGCCUUGAGCAACAGUUUAUGGAAUCCUUUCAUGUAUUGGCUGCUCAAUUCGGAUUUUCGACGGCUGAGUAAACGCUUGAUGCCAAAUAGGUGCUUCCCCACCGAGGACACGCCCGAACACAAAUCACCCUGUUGUCACAUCAAUUCUGAUUUUGAAAUCACAACGCUGCCACUGCCGCCGGAACCGCCUACCGGACGACCACCAAAGGGUGGCGAUGCUGCUGGCGAUAACAAUGGCAGCGAAGGCGGCAACAGCUCCAGCGGUGGCGGCGGCAGCAGCAGUAGGGGCGGCGGCGGCAGUGGCAUACGCGGUGGCUCAGUGCUGGGCAUUUGCGCGCGAGCACGCACCAACAGUCUCAGUCGCAGCGCAUCGCAGCAGGCGCGCAAGAAUGCCAACAGCGGCGCCGGUGGCUGUAGCAACAGCAGUCACGGACAUCAUGGGCACAGUCAUCACGGCGGUGGCGGCGGUGGUAUGAGUUUCACUAGCGUACGGCCCGACAUUGAAGGGCUCUCCGAAAAGUACUGGGGUGAAAUACUGGAGCGCACUGUAAGCUCGGGCAGUCUGCACGCGCUGACGAAAAGCUUUCCGCACGCAGCGCCGCAUCACUACUAUGCUGCACACCAUCAGCCGGCGCAUCAGCAAACGUUUCCGCCGCCACCGCACACCGCAACAAUGACAACAUCGUUUAGCAAACACAGCGAACUGAAUCUCAACUUGGCGUUGGCCGAACAGGAACGUCAUGCAGCCGCACUGCACGAUGCGAGCGGUGGUGGUGGUGGUGGCGGCGGCACCGGUGCACUCAACGCCUAUGAGCUCAGCAAAUUUUCCAGUUCAGAGCCAAAACUCUGCGAACAUAUCUAUCAUGAUGCCAACUGUGCCAAAAAUAAAUCAGCGCUGGGCGGCGGCGGCGGCGUCACCAGUGUCAGCGGUGCGGACGAUGUCAAAAUGUCAGCUGGCAGCGCUGCAGUGGCGUCGGCAACCGGACGCAGUAUACCGGAUAUUUAGUACGCGGAGAACGUUAUAUUAGCAAACAAUCAAAUGGCGCGCUUUUGUGCGCGCGGCGUCGUCUGUGCUGGCGCGUCCAUGACAGGUGCUGGUGGUGGUGGUGUUGGUGGUCGCAGCAACACUUUAACCACCAAUCGUGUAGCUUGUCAUAGUCCGCCGGCGCGCAGCAUGUCCGUAUUAGUCGCCAUGCCGAUGGCCGAGUACCGGAAGUAGGCGCAUGACAAAGCGUGACAAGGCGACCAAGCAGCGGCAGCAGCAGCGCCGGAAAUGCAGUAAGCCAAAACUGUAGCACGAAAUGAAAUGAAUUUUGCGCCAGCACACUAAGGUGGCUAGCAAAGUGGCCUAAGCGCGCGGCUCUACCAUUGCGACUGGUCGUGGUUAAACCGUUCUGUGUAUGUAUGUAUGUAGUAUAUAGUUAGUAGUCCGUUAGUAGUCGGCGUUAGCUGUGCGCCAUCAAUGCUGCUAGCGAAAUUUUCACAAAAUUCUACGCCACAAUCGUCGUAAGCAUGUGUUGUAAAUUUUCGUCGUGACGCUCGUGUGUGUGUGUACAUAAAUGUAUGUCCGCUAUGUGUAUAUAAUAUAUAAGCGCUAUAAGUCGUGUGAUAAUACCUACUUUACGUAACUUUACGGCAUACUACUGCUCAUAGCGCCCUGCCAGAGCUGCCAACGUUAUGUUGAUUUAAGGCUCCGACACGCUAAUGCUCAUUAAUUGUUAGGCGGCUGACAGGUAGCUCUAGAUAGCAGGCGUGAAAACUGUAAAAAUUCUGGUAUUCAGUAUUAAUUAUUCGGUUUUUUUCAUUUUAAAAACUUAAAGUAUUAAAUCCAUGCACAUUCCUUCAAAAUAUACUUCAAGUUCAACCAAAAUUUGUUCGCGUGUAUUAUGCUGGAAUAAAGCCCGCGUAUGUAAGAUAAGAUCGCGACUUCAAAGAGCUUGUUUUGUAGCAUACCAAGGCGCUGACUGGAGUUGAAUUCUCAUUCCCGGCAAUCACAUUGCUCAAAUAUAUUUUUGUAGCGCCUAAAGGUAUGCUAUAGUUAUUUUGAUAAACAAUCGUCGUAAGUAGCGCCUAAAGGUAUGCGACAAUUAGUUAGGUAACCGUUACCGGGAACUUCUCUCGACUUAGUUUAACGUGAUAUUAACAUUUUCAUUACACAACUAUUUUUUAUUCUAUGCGCCGAAAAUUUGAUAAGCAUAUGUUAAUAAAAUACUUCGAAAAUAGGUAUAUAUAUAUUGUAAUAAUACUUGUAUCCCAAAAGUAUGUAAAAUAGGUUAUAGUUUUAAUUUUAAGCGUAGUUGAAUUUGAUGUGUAGUAAUGAAAAUAAAUUUUUGUAGUUAAUAAAAACAAAAAUUAAGUAGGUUAUAUGGUGCUUGCUGCUGUGCUUGUUUAUAAGACCAGUUUUCCCUAAAAAUUAGUUUUAGUCAAAAUUUUUUUGUAAUUUUCAAGAAUACUAACAAAAACUUCACAUUUCUUGAUCAAGUUUUUGCUCAUAUUUCAAAAAAAUCCUUGUCAACAAAUCGGUUUCGGCUUGAUGCCAACUUCAAAUGGAUAUUCACCUUUUUCAACUCUAUAUUCGCCAGCUUCGACUCCAUAUUCACCACUUUCAACGUCAUACUCACCAACUUAAAUUCUAUAUUCACUACAUUCGUUUCCGUAUUCACCACAUUCAACUCUAUAUUCACCACAUUCGACACCAUAUUCACCACUUUCAACUUCAUAUUCACCACAUUUUCAAUCUUAUACUCACAAUCUUCAACCCGAUAUUCACUAACUUCAUCACUUCGCCUCCAUAUUCACCAACCUCAACUUCAUAUCCACCAAUUUCAACUCUAUAUUCACCACUUUUAAGUCCAUAUUUACCACCUGCGAGACAAUAUUCACCACUUUCAAUUCUAUAUUCAUCACCUUUGACUCCAUAUGCACCAUCUUUGAUUCCAUCUCCACCAUCUUCAACUCCAUAUUCAACACAUUCCACUCCAUUCACCACCUUCAGUUUCAUAUCCACCACCUUAAAGUCUAUAUUUACCACGUUCAACCUCAUAUUCUCCACCUGCAACUCCAUUUUUUCCACCUUUAACUCCAUAUUCACCACUUUCAACAACAUAUUCACCACUUUCAAAUAAAUAUUCACCAACUUCAAUUCUAUAUUCACCACCUUCAACUACAUAUUCCCCAAAUUCAAAUUUAUAAUCACCGCCCUCAACUCUAUUUUCACCACCUUUCAACUCAACACACACCACCUUCAACAUCAGCUCUGUAGAUAAAAACUCACAUGUAGUCACAGCAGCAAGCUUUUACUGACCCAAUGUGACUCAAAUCUUUGUGAAAAUGUGAAUGUUAACAAUUUUUAGAAAUUCAGGAAAAUUAAAAAUAAUGAAAAGUGUUUUAUAGUUAGUAAUAAUUUGUGCAUAAUAAUAUUAAGAAUUAGACGAAAAUAACUAAAUACAUUAUAAAACUAAAUUAUUUCUAAUAAGUACUUAUUAUGCUGAGCUGUGAAUAUCUCAAUUGGCAGAGGUUGUAACGGCAGGGCAAACCUCGUUGAGCGAUCUAAGUUUAGAAAUACUCGUCAUAACGUUAAUAGGUAAAGAUACUUUCGCAAAUUACUAAAAAAGGUAAACAUAUCCUACGGAUUAGCAAUAGAGACUAUGGUAUUGUCUUGAAUGUAGCCCUCUGGGUAGAUUGUAUCCCUUCAAAAGUUAUUCUUUGAAUUUAUCGGUUACUAUCGGACUAUACACUUUACAUAUGCUCUAUAAUUUUACUUCGAAUAAAUUGUUCAAUGAGUUUCCGGUAAUCUUGGCGACUUGUAAGACAUGCAUUCUAUUAAAUAAUCUUGCUCAUUUUUCAGACUAUGUAGCUUUGUCCGAUCGAAAAAUAAUAAAUAUCUGAAUAAAGUAAGUCUACACUUGAUACCGAGCAAGGUAUAUAAGUAUACUAUAUCUAUUUGGCAAUCUUAGCAAAACAGAAAAACUACAGGAUCCACCAUGAAAUUUUCUUCCACAAAUCGAAACAGUUUCAGAAACUAAAGCUUAAUGGUAAGAUUAGGUUUAAAGUCAGUUCUUACAGAGAUCUCAUUUUGACAGCUUAGAACGCCGGUCCAUGGUCCGUUGAGGCAUUUAAACUGUUGGAUAAUAGAUCAUAAGAUCUUUGCAAAUGACGCUUUCUAAUAUCAAUUUCGUCUAUGUUUCCUGGUUCGCUGCAGUUAGGACUGCCGAAAGGUUUCAAGCUCAGUUUCACAAAGGCUGAACAAGGAAGGAGAAAGUGCUGUGUGUUUCCAUCUCUCAUUCACUCUCCUGCUGAUAGCCACAUUUUAUCCUGAAAGUUCUUUAAAUUAUUCUUAAAUUUCAACUUCAAAUCUGUAACGAACUUAGAAUAAUUUUCGUAAUAAAUUUUACAGAAAAAAAUUAUUUUUAUCGGCGCUUGUCUUUUUACAUUUUCAUCAUAUUUUUCUAAGAAGUUCUUAGAUUUUAAAACAGCGCGAACCCAGCUAUUUUGGUAGUUCAGGUCAUUGCCUUAGUGUUAGUAUCCAUGCUAGUAUUUUAUUAACAUUUUUUUACUUAGUUAGAGACUGUUUUCGUAGCAGUUUAGCUAUCUAUCUUAUCUAGAAAAUUACUAAACCAAGCAAGAGAAGUCAACUGGAUCAUGCCUUAGAAUUACUGAUAUUGUAGAAACUUGGAUUUCCUCUUCAGUAUUCAGAGAAAAAUUUUGAAAUGGCAGGUUCUACAGGUUUCGGAGAUGAAACUGAUUGCUUUGGUUAACUAAUCGUCGGUUAAGUAACCAUCAGUUUAGUAAACGUCAGUUAAGUAACCGACAGUUAAAUAAGCGUCAGUUAAGUAACCAUCAGUUAAGUAACCGACAGUUAAGUAAUUGUCAGCUAAUCAACCGUCAGUUAAGUAACCGCCAGUUAAGUAAUCACCAGUUAAGUUAACGUCAGUUCAGAUAUCGUCAGCUAAGUAAGCGUCAGUUAAGUAACCAUCAGUUAAGUAAUUGUCAGCUAAUCAACCGUCAGUUAAGUAACCGCCAGUUAAGUAAUCAUCAGUUAAGUUAACGUCAGUUCAGAUAUCAUCAGCUAAGUAAGCGUCAAUUAAGUAACCAUCAGUUAAGUAAUUGUCAGCUAAUCAACCGUCAGUUAGGUAACCAUUCAGUUUAAUAACUGUCAGUUAAGUAACCGCCAGUUAAGUAAUCAUCAGUUAAGUUAACGUCAGUUCAGAUAUCGUCGGCUAAGUAAGCGUCAGUUAAGUAACUCUCAGUUAAACAACUUGAAAAUUUAAUCUGUCUAUUAAUGACUAAUAUAUAUUCACAUUAUUAUUUCUGCUUUUGUAAGAAGCUCACAUCUUUAAGUCGAGUAAGUACUCGAGAGUUUGAGCCACAGAGCUCUACUACUAUUGCUACUGCUACUCAGUACUACAUGGGAACCCAUAAAAUAUUUAUAUUUAUUUUCAAAAUAACUGCAACAAUAUCUUAAGCACUCAUAAAACUCGAGAAGCCAAACUAGACUAAGCUUUCUUUAUAAAUUUCAUUUUAAUAUACUUUGAGAAAGCAAGAGAAGCCUCGAUAUUUCUUUAGCCUAAAUCAGCAAUUAAAUUAAUUUCAUUUGAAGCACAAAUAGUGCCGCUUAAUAAGCAUGACGACUAAUAGGGAAGAAACAACCGAAGAAGCACAAGAGUUUUAAUACGCCAUUGAGCUUUCGAAGAAACAAGACAUUAGGGCGGAAAAGUACCGGCAUUUGCAUAACAACGCCUUUAAAUUAACAUGCAAUUAGGCAGAGUGGCGAGCUUGCGAUAAAAAAAGUGAAGGAUAAUGAAAAAUUGGGGUGGAAACAAGAAAAUAAAAAAUAAGUGAACUUGUUGAAACAAAUGACAAAAUCAUUGUGAGUAAAUUUAGGUUGUAAACCCGUAGUAAAGUCAAAGCACAGAAAGCUACCGUUUUUGAGGUGUUUCAAGUCAAAGCAAAAAUCGUAAUAAUGAAAAGCGGAAGUGCCGAGACACACAGUAGGCUUUGCUGCUAACAGAGAGCAUGAAAUAGGUACUGAAAAUAGUGUAGCAACAACAAAAUAAAGUGCUAUAAAAACGUCCAUAUUGUCCGCUUUUCAUUAGCGGAAUAACUAGGCAAGUUGAGCAUCGGGGGUCACAGCGGGCUUUCUAAGCGAGAAAAUGGACACAAAGGUCCCGCGUCGUAGCACAAAUGUAGCACAAAGGCGAAGCGACUAUCGUUGAAUGUGUGAAGACAGGCAUGAAAUCGAAAGCUACUUGGGAGGUAAAAAAGUUUAGCGAGCAUGCUUGCGUUAGCGGGUAAAAUGAAAGGGAUUUUAUUUAUAGAAAAAUGAAGGUAAAGCAGCAAAAAUUAAAGUUGAUACUUUGAAAAUGAUAUAAAUUUAUAGAAAUUUAUAGUAGGUUGAAGCUCACUGGAAACGAAAGAUAAAAAAAAAAUUAUAGAAAAAAUAAUCCACGUGCGAUCUGUGGUAGGGAAGAGGGUAUUUGAAUUUUUAAGGGUUAAAAACUGUUUAACUGUCAGUUAAGUAACCGACAGUUAAGUAAUUUUCAGCUAAGUAACCGUCGGUUAAGUAAUCGUCAGUUAAGUAACCGUCAGUGAGGUAACCGUCGGUUAAUUAACCGUCAGUUAAGUAAUCGUCAAUUAAGUAAACGUCUGU